CUUUGGAGAUCGAAGGGAGAGAGUAUGAGAGAGAGUCAGAGAAAGGGAGAGAGAGUGCGUUACAGGGCGCAGAAAGGAGACGGGCGCGGGGAAAGUAAACCAUUUAGGUUUUGAUUGUGCAUCGGAGAAGUCACUACGUCUGGCGUGUGUAAUAAAAUCCAUAUCAACAUCUUUCGGCAAAGCAAUAUUAUCUUCAAGCACAGAAACUCAGUGGGAUGCUGCGGAAUCCUCCAACACUGAGCGGUCGGCAUACCUGGGCAGCGUGCGCAUCUCCAACGUGUCAGUCGGGAAAUAUAAGGGACGGAUCAUACCAAAUUCCAUAAUGCUAUUCCUAAUUUGAAAUUUUUAUAUAUAUAUUUCUAUACUUCAGCACCGAAUCUCUUUUGCCAACCACUUCUCGUUCCUCUGCCGUGGAUGAUAAACAUCAAUUUAAUAUUUUUGGUGGAAUAAUUUCCCCCCCAAGGAUUGUCAUCAGAUUUGCUCUCCACUAGCAGCACGCACGUGGAUUUUUUCCAGGAUGGUACUCUCUAAACGGCCCUGGUACAAUUGGGCCAUUUUUAAUCACAUUUCUCUCAUGUCUGUACAACCCUGGGUCUUCCGCUCCUCAUAGGAAUAACAUUGUUUAAUUACUUAAGCAGCGAUAGUAGACGCCAAACCCGAGGCACAUCUCGCUCGAGGACCUUGAUAUUGGUUAGAAACGCAUCAUCCCCGGGUUACUAUGCAAUUAAAACUGAUCUCCAUUGUUUUGAUCUUGCACUGUAUGGAAUACACUGACUGCCAACAAAACCCCCCCAGACACCGGCAACACAAACAGAGCUGGGACUGUCAUGGAGGCUGUCUAACCUGCUCAGCCUCCAACGGCUGCCUGUCCUGCAAGCCUCGCUUCUUCUUCUUCCUGGAGCGCAGCGGCAUGCGGCAGGUGGGCGUGUGCGUCUCCUCCUGUCCCAGCGGCUACUACGGCACACGCUCCCGCUCACCCGACAUGAACAAGUGCACCAAGUGCGGAUUGUCAAACUGUGACUCCUGCUUCAACAAGAACUUCUGCAUGCGCUGCAAAGAAGGAUACUACCUGUAUCAUGGCAAGUGUCACGUGACCUGUCCCGAGGGACUCGUCCCCAGCAGCAUGCAGAGGGAGUGUGUCCACGAUUGCACAGAGGGCUGUGAAGACUGUCUGAAUGAGGACAGCUGCACCAGGUGCAAGCCGGGUCUCUACCUUCUCCAGGGGCAGUGCACCCAAACAUGCCCCGGCAAUUUCGAGCCCAAUGAGCAGCUCAGGGAGUGCACCCCUCAAGUUCCUUGUGAGGUGGGCGAGUGGAGUGACUGGAGCCCCUGCUCUCGGAGGGGCAAGACAUGUGGCUUCAAGCGUGGAGAGGAGACCCGGAGGCGGGACAUCCUACGGCCGGCCUCCCCGCAUGCGGACGCCUGUCCCCCGACAACUGAGACCAGGAAGUGUGUCGUCAAGAGGAAGAAAUGUCCAGGACGAAGGAAGGGUGAGCGGAGACACCGGAAAAACAGGAAGGAGAAGGAGGGUCAGGACAGCCAACAGGAACACACAGAAGCUGGGGAGGUGGAGGACCAUGAGGAGCUGGAAACCCGUAACAAGACAGAGCACCGGCGGCGGAGGGGGCAGAGCAGGGAGGCGGUCCUACCAACAGAGGGUGCUGUGCACUAGUGGCUGCUCAAACCCCCCUCCUCCCUUCACUCCCUUGUCGGGCGAGAUGGUGCUGUUGCUACCUGUAAGGUUUCAGCAUAUACUGUAUAUGCACAGGAGAGGGGCACUCGCCAUCCAAGGCACAGUAGACGCUGAGAACUCUCCCCAUCCCACCCUCAACCCAUCCACACUGGCCCCUUCCUUCCCCCCUCUCCAGAAUGGACAGCGAAUCAGAAUCAAGAGAGACAUACCUGCCAAUGUAAUUGGUCAGGAACAUGUGGUGCAGAAGAAUGGGGACUGUUGUACUUUUAUUUCUGGAUCAGGAUGUACCUGUUUAAUCCAGGUGCAACAUUGCAUCGAGGUUUGAAUGUAGAUUUCAUGACAUUAUUUAGCUUUGUCGUUUAGACAUAUAGAAAAAAACAGUUCAGUAACUGAAAAACAGCAUGUGCCUCUGCGUCAACACAUGUCCAAUGUUAAGGCUGCAUGUGGAUUAUCGUGCGUCUGUAUGAGGCACUGAGGAGUUUUGUGGGGUUUCAUUCACGAGCAGCAUGAGAACAGACAGUGCUUCUUCAUACGUCUCUUUCAAUCUAUCUUCGUUCAUCCUUUUCAGGUUGGAGAAGUGGUUCGCCUUGUUUGUAUCAGUAGGUUAUGUGCUUUAAGUGGAGCAACAUUACGUCAUUCCAAGCUUCUGUACGUCAAAUAAAGGAUAUUGGAUUUGUA
Molecule: messenger RNA, 2371 nt
Organism: Brienomyrus brachyistius
Lineage: Eukaryota; Metazoa; Chordata; Actinopteri; Osteoglossiformes; Mormyridae
Gene: rspo3
Product: R-spondin 3
Exons: 6
Coding region: 719-1672 (317 amino acids)
Source: RefSeq, a predicted model, not a curated record